Molecule: messenger RNA, 1449 nt
Organism: Strongylocentrotus purpuratus (purple sea urchin)
Lineage: Eukaryota; Metazoa; Echinodermata; Echinoidea; Camarodonta; Strongylocentrotidae
Exons: 3
Coding region: 36-710 (224 amino acids)
Source: RefSeq, a predicted model, not a curated record
GCUAUGAUGUGUCAUUUAGACAGUAUCUAUCCAAUAUGCUGACUUCAGUAGAGUCUUCUGACAUAUAUUACAUCAGACCAACUCCUCUAGAUCAGAACGACAUCCUCUUUGUCUCAUUUAUAGCAAGAUCUUCAUCUGCACGUAAACGUUCGACGAAGCCAGUUGUUCCUCUAGGUGAUGUUCUUGGCGCAUUGGACAAUAUCACUGCUUUUACAGAGGCACUUGGGAUUCUUCCGUCACAAGCCCCAUCCAUCACCGCCGGACUUCCAGAUUUCAUUCUAAACACCCUACCAACAUCACCAAGCUUUACCCUUCCAGUCGAUGGAGAUGAUGAUGAUGAAGAUACAACGGAAGGAUCAACUCGCAAACCUCCACCAGAAAUUGGUUUCCUAAGCAACCCUGGUCUCUUCAUCUCGUUGGUAGUGAUAGCUACAGUGAGUAUCAUCAUCAUCAUUGUUGGUCUCAUCUACCUGCUCUGUGAUAGAAAACGAGGUAGGAGCGGUGAGUACAUAACCAAUCAUACUCCGCGGAACAGCGACUUGGAGCUGGGAUUCGACAAUCCCGUCAUGGCGGAGAACGAUAAGAACGUGUCUAACGGCAACCACCUUUCAAGCAUAAAGGGAGAGAUGGAAUCGGAUAUGAUUGUGCCGUACGAUAACUUUACUCAAGAAGAAUUGAUGAAUUAUGAGGUGGAAGACACUCAUUUGUAAAAAAGGUGAAUUUCAUGGCAUCAGUUUAAAAUAUGGAUUGGAUGUUUGAGCAAAAAUGAUUUGUUAUGAUGCCCAAAUGGCAUUUUGAAGCAAUGUGUGUUAUGAUGAGAUGAUAGUGUUUUAAAGCAAUGUUUGUGUUUGAGUUUGCCAUGAUAAUUAUGUGCAUUUCAACAACAACAAAAUGUGCUGAUAAAAGCAAUUUUGAUUUGUGGGUCCUUUAACUUUUGGGGUUAUAAAACCAUGUAAAAGAGAUACAUGUUGAAGUGCAGUGAUCAAACAUAUUUGGAGGAUUCUUGCUACAUCCAAGUUUGCCUGGUACUAGCAUUCAGUACUAGAUCUUUUAUUUAACAAGUUGUACUGUAAAGAAACCUCUCAACAUUUGUGCUUCCUGUGAGAUUGUAGUUGUAAUACAUUAAGUUUUGAGAUAUACUAACGAAACCCAAAAGGUUUUGGUUAACAUGAAGUUUUCGAAUACUUGACAAUUAUAAACAUUUUCUCUCUGUGACGAAACUUGCCAUUGAGAUCAGCUUUAGUGAAAUAGUCUCCUACUUGAAUCUUGGUUGACCUGUUUGCUUGUUGUCCUAUCUAACCUUGCAAGUGAAGAGUGUGAUAUAGUACAGAUAAAAUGUCAGAUAUCCAAAGAUCAUAUUACUAGUUGUAAAUAGGUAGGCAAAAAACGAAUUUUGGCCUCUAUUACUUCAAUAGACUUCAUGAAAUAAUAUGAAUACUGUAGAAUUAA